AUGGCCGAGAAGCGCAAGCGCGACGGGCACGGCGAGGGCGGCAAGGCCAAGCGCAGCAAGUCCAUCAAGAAGGCCACCGCCGAGGACUUCAUCGACGUCCCCGCCGACUUUGACGAAGUCGACACACCCGCCAAGAAGGAUAAGAAGGAAAAGAAGGACAAGAAAGAGAAGAAGGACAAGAAAGAGAAGAAGGACAAGAAAGAGAAGAAGGAGAAAAAGGAGAAGAAGGAAAAGAAGGACAAGGCCGCCGAAGACGACGAGAGCCCCGCGUCAGAACCCCUCGUGACAGCCGACGCCGACGAGACACAGACCGCCAGCAAAAAGGCCAAGAAGAGCAAGAAGGCCGCCGAACCCACCACGGCCGACACGACAGAGGCACCAGCCCCCGCCGGAGCCGCUGCCGAGCCGCAGACCAACGGCAAGAAGAGCAAGAGCAAGAAGAAGAACGACGACAAGACCAACGGCACCGACGAGGCCAGUGGCGCGCAGCCCGACCAGAGCAAAGGCAAGGCCGGCCGCCACAUCGUCUUCGUCGGCAACCUCCCCUACACGGCCACGGACAAGACAAUCUACCAGCACUUUGCCCACCUCAAGCCCUCGUCCGUCCGCUGUCUCACCAAGGACCGCGUCGAGAAUACGUGCCGCGGCUUCGCCUUUGUCGAAUUCUCCAACAGCACGCAUAUGCGCACCUGCCUGGACAAGAUGCACCACACGCUGUUUGACGACGGCCUGUCGCCCGCGAGGAAGAUCAACGUGCUUUUGACCGCUGGCGGCGGUGGUGCGAAAUCCGACAAUCGCAAGGAGAAGAUUAAGGCGCGCAACAUUCAGCUGGACGAGAACCGCGCAAAGCGCAUCCACAAGGAGAACGAGGCAAAGAAGGGCAAUGCGGCUACCGGAUCGACUGCGGAAGAGAGCGGCAUCCACCCCAGUCGCCUGGCCAUGCUUUCUUGA
This is a messenger RNA of Verticillium nonalfalfae, 951 nucleotides long. RefSeq lists its product as uncharacterized. The record is from RefSeq and is a predicted model, not a curated record. The transcript is spliced from 2 exons. Lineage: Eukaryota; Fungi; Ascomycota; Sordariomycetes; Glomerellales; Plectosphaerellaceae. Bases 1 to 951 code for a protein of 316 amino acids. Gene Ontology annotation, molecular function: RNA binding.